Messenger RNA from Morus notabilis, 1910 nucleotides. RefSeq lists its product as uncharacterized. The coding region runs from base 376 to 1380 and encodes 334 amino acids. The record is from RefSeq and is a predicted model, not a curated record. The transcript has 14 exons. NCBI's taxonomy places the organism in Eukaryota, Viridiplantae, Streptophyta, Magnoliopsida, Rosales, Moraceae.
AUUGUUUGUUUGGUUACUGAGAAAGUUGGUAGAGGAAUCGGAUAGUAAAGGCACUGUUUUCUUCUUUGGAAAUAUCUCUAUAGCAUCAUAACCAAGGACUUUUUUUUUUGGCUAAACUUGCUUUUGACGGUCUCUAAGGAACGAGAAAUGAAUUGAAUUGUUUUCGACUGUUGAAGACUAUAAGAGGGACGAGAGCGGAUUUCUGGGCUACCCUUUUGAGCUCACCAAAUCUCUGCAUCAGUGCUCUCGGAUCCGAAGAGUAGGUCGUGCUUGUGCAGUCUGUUCGUUGUAUCUUCUUUGAUUUGCGGCGCCUACUUCAUCGCCAGUGCAUUCAUCGACAAAGAAUACAGAGAAAGAUUGGGAAGAUGGAAAGUUAUGUAUGGUUUGCAGAAUACCAAACCCAACAAUAAUAUGUGUCAGAAUCGAUGUUACCCUUUGGAAACUGCGGCACUACCAGAAGGGAUUAUUGCCAAAACAUCAAACCUGGAAAUGCAACCGUUGUGGGGUGCUACCCCGAAAAAUAAAAGUUCAAACUCUUCGUUGAGCUUGCUGGCCAUUGCAGUUGGCAUCAAUCAGAAGGAGGUGGUGAACAAAAUUGUGCAAAAGUUUCCCGCCAGUGAUUUUAGAGUGAUGCUUUUUCACUAUGAUGGUUUUGUGGAUGAAUGGAAGGACUUGCCUUGGAGUGAUCUUGCUAUACAUGUGUCAGCAGCGAAUCAAACGAAAUGGUGGUUUGCAAAACGUUUCCUGCAUCCGGAUAUAGUUGCUGAAUAUAAUUAUAUUUUUCUCUGGGAUGAGGACCUUGGAGUUGAGAAUUUCAACCCAAAACGAUAUUUAUCAAUUGUCCAGGAUGAGGAACUUGAAAUAUCACAGCCGGCACUUGAUCCUGUCAAGUCAGCGGUUUAUCAUUCAAUUACCGCUCGCCAGAAGGGAUCAAAAGUGCACAGAAGGUAUUAUAAAUUCAAAGGCAGUGGAAGGUGCGAUGACCAGAGCUCGUCACCUCCGUGCGUGGGUUGGGUGGAAAUGAUGGCUCCCGUGUUCUCUCGAGCCGCUUGGCAGUGUGUAUGGCAUAUGAUCCAGAAUGACUUGAUCCAUGCAUGGGGCCUCGACAUUCAACUCGGUUAUUGUUCACAAGGUGAUCGAGUUAAAAAAGUUGGCGUGGUUGAUGCAGAAUAUGUAGUGCAUAUGGCUCUCCCCACACUCGGUGUAUCCAGCAAUAUUAAGGCUGAAUCUGGCUCCCAAAACGUUGAUAAUAGAGCUAAGGUCAGGCUGCAAUCUUCGAUCGAAAUGAAGAUCUUCAAAGAAAGGUGGGCGAAUGCGGUGACAGAGGAUAGAUGUUGGGUCGAUCCAUUUCGGUUGCCAGCAAACCAAAGUAGUCGAUAAUUUUAUUUGUAUAGAGGCCGACCAUUGGCAAACAACACAAGGUUUAUAGUUAUCGCGGUGCAUAAGAAACCACAGAAUUCUGUACAGGUUUUUUACACAUACACAGUUUCCGGUAAGGAGUCUCAAACAGCUGUGACAAAUACUUCAAAGUUGAGUUAUCGUGGUGCAUAAGAAACCACAGAAUUCUGCACAGGUUUUUACACACACACAGUUUCCGGUAAGGAGCCUCAAACAGCUGUGACAAAUACUUCAAAGUUGACAAGAAAGAAACUUUUCGACAAAGAAUGACUGAACCAUUUGUAUUUUAAAGAACGCCGAAAUUGCGGUUAGUUGUACAUCAGGCAAGAACAGCAGUUGAGCUUUCCUUUUGUGAAUGUAUCAUGCAUUCCAUUCUUUUGUAAAUUAAAACAAAAUAAGCUUACAUUAUGGAUGGGGUGUUCAUUCCUUUGAAAAGAUUGUACAGUUUCUGUAUUUUAGUCCUUAAACUAAUUUCAAUCUAUUUUAGUGUGAUGAAAUUAGUCUUUUGAAAU